GAAGGAAGAGACGGAGGACCAGGGAGCAGAGGCAGGAGAGGAGGAGGCGGGGAGGGAGCGAGGCUGGAGACCGAGCGAGUAGGGAGCGGGAGGAGGUGAAGACGGAGGGAAGAAGGGAGAGGCCAAGAGGAGCCGGGCGAGGGAGGAGGAGGUGGUGGAGGAGCGGGAUGGAGAUGCGGAGUUAGUGGCUGGGGACAGCUGAUGAGAAGCCAGCCACGGAGAGGGGGUGUGGAUUGGAAACCAGAAGGGAACCCCGGGGCCAGCAGAGGCAGAGAAAGCAGGAUCCGGAGGUAGAGCGAGAGUGGAGGGUCGGGGCCGCAGGAGAGGAAGGAGGAAGGGCGCAGAGAGAAGGGAGCAGAGGGGAUUGGGGUGUGGGGGGGGUGUCUCAGCCCCUGGCAUUUGGGGAGCUGGGACUCCCCGUGCGGAGGAGAGGUAGACUGGAAGUCCUGGAGGGACCGGGUACCAGCCAGAGGGGCGGGAGGAGCUGAGGGGACAGGGCAUCAGGAAGGGGUCGCCUCGAGGCUCCGGGGGAUGGGGGGUGCAGCUCGACUGAGCGCCCCUCGAGCGCUGGUACUCUGGGCUGCACUGGGGGCGGCAGCUCACAUCGGACCUGCACCUGACCCCGAGGACUGGUGGACCUACAAGGAUAAUCUCCAGGGAAACUUCGUGCCAGGACCUCCCUUCUGGGGCCUAGUGAACGCUGCCUGGAGUCUGUGUGCCGUGGGGAAGCGGCAGAGCCCCGUGGACUUGGAGCUGAAGAGGGUCCUGUAUGACCCGUUUCUGCCCCCGCUAAGGCUCAGCACGGGGGGAGAGAAGCUCCGGGGGACCCUGUACAACACUGGCCGCCACGUCUCCUUCCUGCCUGCGCCCCGGCCUGUGGUCAACGUGUCUGGAGGUCCCCUCCUUUAUAGCCACCGUCUCAGCGAAUUACGGCUGCUGUUUGGAGCUCGCGAUGGAGCUGGCUCCGAACACCACAUCAAUCAUCAGGGCUUCUCUGCUGAGGUGCAGCUUAUUCACUUCAAUCAAGAACUCUACGGGAAUCUCAGCGCAGCCACCCGGGGUCCCAAUGGCCUGGCCAUUCUCAGCCUCUUUGUCAAUGUGGCCAGCAGCUCAAACCCAUUCCUAAGCCGUCUCCUUAACAGAGACACCAUCACCCGUAUCUCCUACAAGAACGAUGCUUACUUUCUACAAGAUCUGAGCCUGGAGCUCCUGUUCCCCGAAUCCUUUGGUUUCAUCACCUACCAGGGCUCUCUCAGCACCCCGCCCUGCUCGGAGACUGUCACCUGGAUCCUCAUAGACCGAGCCCUCAAUAUCACCUCCCUCCAGAUGCACUCCCUGAGACUCCUCAGCCAGAAUCCUCCAUCCCAGAUCUUCCAGAGCCUCAGCGGGAACGGCCGGCCCCUGCAGCCCUUGGCCCACAGGGCCUUAAGGGGCAACAGGGACCCCCGGCACCCCGAGAGGCGCUGCCGAGGCCCCAACUACCGCCUGCAUGUGGAUGGUGCCCCCCAUGGUCGCUGAGACUCCCCAUCGAGGAUUGAGCCCGCUCGUCCCAUCCUUCCUUAUAAGGGGAGGGGAGUCACCCCAAAAAACAAAGCUAUUAAAGGGACAGAAUACUU
Molecule: messenger RNA, 1616 nt
Organism: Castor canadensis (American beaver)
Lineage: Eukaryota; Metazoa; Chordata; Mammalia; Rodentia; Castoridae
Gene: Ca11
Product: carbonic anhydrase 11
Biological process (GO): one-carbon metabolic process
Cellular component (GO): basolateral plasma membrane
Molecular function (GO): carbonate dehydratase activity; zinc ion binding
Source: RefSeq, a predicted model, not a curated record